UUUUUUUUUUUUUUUUUUUUUUAAAUGAAAGGAGCAUUUUUUUUCUGGUCACAGUUAAGUUGUGGACCAUAAAACCCAAAUACGAAUGAAAGAUACGAUAAAGCUGAGGGGACCUGCAUAGUCGGGACAUUAUCAGCUGUGUGUUUAUAGGAUCAUGUCAAUCCGGGCUGUGUCUUAUCACAUUGGCUCCUCUCCUUAGACACUAACAAUUUCACACCCCAAGAUAAUUCAGUCACCAUUCUUAAUCUUUUACACCCCACGGCCCCCAAAUAAGGGGGCAAAUUAGGGGACUCUGGAAAGAUAAUGAUAAAAUAAUAUCAUGAUGUUUCACAUCAAAUUAAACAGCAGAACGUAAGCUACAGUAAUUUGUAAGCCGUUUUCAAAUGCUACAAAAACAACUCACAAUAGUAAAAAUAAGAACUCAAGUAUCAUAUUCAUAAUUUAUGAAAGAGAUAAUCAUAUGAAAGAGAUAAUCAACAUAUAAGUGUUUUUUACAAGGCGAACCUGUAACUUUUUUAAUUUGUGCUGUGUGCCAUCUUCAUUUAAUCUUAACCAGUAACAUAGGCUGAUAUUUACACAUCUGGAGUAUUCUCACAAGUGUUUACUAUUAUUAUGACACCAACAUUAUUCAAAUAGCCCUUGUGGUAGAGGAGAUACACCCUUUUUCAGUUUGGGUAUGUUUUAUGUGCAGAAUCCUAAAGAAAUAGGCUGGGGUGGUAUGCUGAUCAUGAAAGCAUAAGGGAAGAAAUGCCUCGAAUGCUUAUAAACUUGGUUUAUAUAAAUAUAAAUGUUGAAGACAUUUAUCCUCACAGUAGCUGCAUGCUUUACAUGCUGGAAUAACACUAUUGUGAUCUUUUAAGUAUAAAUACUUAACAUUGCACUUUACUCUUUAAAAAAUAAAAUGUAUCCCCUCCGAGAACAAAACAUUAUUUUCUUCCGUGUCUUGAAGAUGAAAGUUUGACCUGAAUGCAGGUUUGAAGGAGCAGUCAGAACUAAACUGGUUUAGCAACUCUUUAGUGUUUCUGUCUUUUGUCUUUGUUCAUAUGUUCCACAUAUCGGGAUGACAUACCACCUCAGACAUUGUAAAUACGUCAGUCUAUUUGGGUUAAGUGGACUCUGUGACGCCCUCUUUAGUUCAGAUUCGUAGUUUCAUUUCAUGAGAAAUGAAACUCACCCUCAGCAUAUAAAGCCUGCCCAGUCGUCCAGAGUCCAGUAGACAGAGAGAUGGGGCUGUUAACGUUCGUGGCUUUGGGAGGAGGAGCAGUGGUUGGUUUGGUCGGGGCUCCUAUUGUUCUGGGGGCCGUAGGUUUCACCUCAGUUGGGAUAGCAGCAGGCUCCUAUGCUGCGAGCAUGAUGUCGGCUGCUGCUGUCGCUAACGGGGGAGUAGGGACCGCCGGAAGCACAGUGGCUGUUUUGCAGGCAAUGGGUGCAGCUGGUUUGACAGCAGCUGCCAAUGUGGCUGCAGCCACCACGGGAGCAGGCGUCGGAGGAGCUGCGUUAGGACUGGCUGCACUUAUUUGAAAAUCAUGAAGGAUCAAUUUACAUUUUUAAGCACUUUUCUUCUUCAACUUAUGCCAAUUAGGAGGCAAUUGGAAAUUACACCACUACCUUUACAGCACUUGUGUAAUCUCGGACAAUUUAAAUGUUUUGUUCAAUAAAUCUGCGUAACAUCA
Cyclopterus lumpus (lumpfish) is the source of this 1673-nucleotide messenger RNA. RefSeq names its product interferon alpha-inducible protein 27-like protein 2A. The transcript is spliced from 4 exons. Gene Ontology annotation, biological process: apoptotic signaling pathway. Bases 1225 to 1521 code for a protein of 98 amino acids. The record is from RefSeq and is a predicted model, not a curated record. Lineage: Eukaryota; Metazoa; Chordata; Actinopteri; Perciformes; Cyclopteridae. Gene Ontology annotation, cellular component: mitochondrion; membrane.